Molecule: messenger RNA, 2427 nt
Organism: Boleophthalmus pectinirostris (great blue-spotted mudskipper)
Lineage: Eukaryota; Metazoa; Chordata; Actinopteri; Gobiiformes; Gobiidae
Gene: dennd10
Product: DENN domain containing 10
Biological process (GO): regulation of early endosome to late endosome transport; protein transport
Cellular component (GO): late endosome
Molecular function (GO): small GTPase binding; guanyl-nucleotide exchange factor activity
Source: RefSeq, a predicted model, not a curated record
AUCACUUCACUGCUGCGGCAUUAAAGAUGUGCUCUGUGGUGAUUGGGCAACUUUGUAUUUCCCCGCCUUUCCCGGAAGAAGGAAGAAAAUUGGCUUUUACUUGGGAAAUCUGUUGACAGCAGUUCUUUCAGUUCGCGUAUUAACUAUUUUUUAUACAAUCUGCAGCUCCAUAAACGUCACGGGGGAAGGUGUGGAGGAGCAGCCGGCCUCGGUGCACCUUUCACGGGCUGUGGUUGUCCCAGAGGAGGCGUGUGUCCAUUUUUCCUGUUUCUUGUGAGCUCCACAGGUAUGGAACAUGGCAGCUACUGAACACCAGCUCAUGAUAAGCGUCGGACUCAUUGAGAAAGAUGUGAAUGGGGACACACUGUGGGUUUGGUGUUACCCGUCGGUGGACUCUGAGCUGAGGCAGGUGCUGCUGUCUAAAUGCUGCCUGUCCCGAAACACAAAAGACUUCCACACUUUUGUUUUUGGUCAAUUCAAACGCACCUGGUAUUAUAUCAGCACUGUGGAGGUACAAGAGCCCACUGCGCUCAAAAAGGUCACUCAUUUUUCCAUCGUAGUUACUGCAAAAGAUUUUAAUCCAGAGAAGUAUGCAGCUCUCAGUAGGAUACUAUGCAGGACAUAUGUAAAAUACGGCAGCCCGGUGAAAAUGCUGGAGGCGUACAUCACCGUCUUCACCAAAGGCGUCUGUCAGAGCGAUGAGAACGGAUCCUUCCUCAUUAAGGACUAUGACGUGAGGAAAGCAUAUUUAGCUGGUUCUAUUAAAGAUAUUGUAGCACAGUUUGGGAUGGAGACUAUUAUCCUGUACACAGCGUUAAUGCUAAAAAAGAGAAUAGUUGUACAUCACCCUCGAAUUGAAGCACUGUUAGAGUUUACUAGAGUUCUUCCAGCAUUAGCCUGGCACAGAAAAGACUGGUCCAUUUUAUAUCCCAAUGUGCAUCUGACAGAUAUUGAACUAGAAGAUUUAAGUAAAUGUUCAGGGUAUGUGGCAGGUUUUGUGGACCCAGAGGUGAGCAACAGAGGAGACCUGUUUGACGUCUAUGUGAAUCUACCAGACAGCGUCAUCACAGUAUCUCCAAGUGCAAAAGAGUCUAUGUCUAUGGGAAAGUUGCACAAAGAGAUUGGUCUCCUUAUUCUCCAGUCGGCGGAGGAUGCAGAGAAGUCAGACAGUCAAGUUAUAAAGGACAUUUCAGUGAAGACUAAGGAGCUUGUUACAAACCUGGUGGCCCUGGCUGAGCAGUGUGAGGACUCCAAACUCACUUUAGAGAGUUUAAAACAGCACCAUUUUCCCCCAGCCACCGAAAACUUCCUCUUUCAUUUGGCAGCGGCCGAACAACUUUUACGAAUAUGAAACUCCUGUGUAACAAUGGCUGAGACGUUUCUAACUAUUGCUGUUCUGCCUUUUUAUCACUGCAAACAAAAUAGGACACUCUUUUUUUAUAUAUAUUUGCAGCAAGUUUGUACUAAUAAGGUAGUGUUUUUAUUAAUACUGUUUCUUAAGAUGGUACAGUACAAUUUAACAAGCCCAUAUUACGCUAUUUUCUGAUCUAUGUUAUAAUGUUGUUUCCUCAUCACAAACAUAGUCAGAGUUGUAUGACAUCACAAGGUGGAACAGGGCAUUUUGAGCUUUGGAGAUGUACAGACUAAUAAUAAAGGGUUACUCAAACGUGUGAAUGAAACAAAACACAACUCCAGGUCUGUUUUAGAAGAGGUAACAACAUUAUAACAUGGUUUAAAGGUCACAUGAGUCAUUUCUGAGUACUUUAAAGAAAAUGUGAAAAGUUUAUUUAAAUUUAACUGGAGUUUUGGAGAUGGUCCAAUCUGGUUUUCACAUUUCUUUUCCAUAUUCAUGCCAUAUUUUCUCUGCUUCAAACAUUAAUAGGUGCUACGAUGUCGCUCAUGUCAGUGCAUUCUUACGGUUACAUUGGAAGAGGAGAUGCCUUUGUGAAUUCUAAAAUGUUUUUGGUGCCAACACUGGUGGCGUUUUUUUCCACUGUGAAGUAAAAGUACAUGUUCAAAGUGAAACGAAUAUGUGGCGUGCACUUAAGGGCAGUGACAUUGCACAAUAUGUGGCUUUAUUACUUUAACAUUUGUAUUUUACUAAUCACACUUUACUCCAGUUUCUCAAGUACGGUGGUGGAUUUGAGCAUUGAGAUUUGUUUUCUUAAAAAUAUACAGUUUAUCAUUAUAAUUCAAAUGCAAAAUAUACAUCAAAUUACAAAACUGAUUGACAUGUUUCUGUUCUAAAAUUCCACGUGGUCUGAUGUUUUUUUUCUUUGUUGCCACAAUGAUAGAUGUUGCCUCAGUAUUCCAGAUUAGGAUGCAGCAUACAUAGAAAAAUUUAAAUGUGAAAGUAGCUAAAUGUAUUUUCAUAAAUUCAUUUGAUAAUUCUAUUAAUAAAUACAUCUACAAAUCACUGUAUUAAAA